Messenger RNA from Branchiostoma floridae (Florida lancelet), 801 nucleotides. RefSeq lists its product as uncharacterized. Lineage: Eukaryota; Metazoa; Chordata; Leptocardii; Amphioxiformes; Branchiostomatidae. The record is from RefSeq and is a predicted model, not a curated record.
UAUCAAUCACGUGACCGUAGAAAAAUGUCGUAGCUGUCGUAGCUGAUACAGAAAGUUUUGGUGCUAUUUUUUCAUCGCAUGAAAGAUUUGUACAUGCCCAGAGAUGGGUACGGGUGCGAGCACUGCAGAGGGGAUGCCCCUCAGUCCGCGCGUGGAAUAUGCGGAACAACAGGGGAAGAAAACUAACCAGACAAUUUUGAUUGACAACCCCAAACUGGCGGACCUUGGACAUGGAAGCGUACGAUAUCGACGACCACGCAAUGGCACGAAUACAGAGAGCAGUCUUCCUUCGGGCAGCUCAACCAGCAAACCGGUCAAACGGCUCAAGGAGGGAUACUUCUAUCACCCACAGUUUAAGGACUACAGCGCAGAUGCUAUUCUAGACCCCAAAGAUGCCUUCAAGUUGCAGCACGUUUGCCGGGGCCCUGCGAGGGCGCGUGGGAAGAAACUGUUCUACGUCUACGGCAUCGGGAAGGAUGCGAAGGACCCAGGGUUGCAGCGACACGGCCAGAAACCGCAGGGCAGGGGAUAUCAGUGGCCACAGGAGUACAGGAAUCCCAGUCACGCUUACUUUGAGCUGACCUUUGUUGACCAGGAUGAUGCUGACAAUUUGACGGAGAAUGAUGACGAUGAUGAUUAUGACAUCGACAGUUUGGACGACACUUCAUCUGAGAACCAGGAUUUUAUGAGGAUGAGACUGCCAGCAGGCGACUCGGUAGAAGGACUGAAGAAGAGAAUGGCCAUCAGGCUGCUGAAGCCGGUCUCCAACAUUCACAUCAGCCACAACUACACCAAACUGCA